Molecule: messenger RNA, 3177 nt
Organism: Menidia menidia (Atlantic silverside)
Lineage: Eukaryota; Metazoa; Chordata; Actinopteri; Atheriniformes; Atherinopsidae
Source: the annotation of a GenBank genome assembly
UUUUUUUGUACGUAAUAACCAUGAGUCUCAGUGAUGCCCUUUUAUGUAACCUGCCAUAUUGCAGCAUAACAUACUUCGGAUGAGGGGACGUACUUUUUAGGGCAUCAUCGGGUCAGCCUCAAGGUGGGGGCUUGUGAUGGGUGAAAGUUCAGAGGUGAUAAUCUACUUGUCUUUGUGUAAAGGAGUGGAGCUCGAUCUCACAUCACUCUUCCCUCUUCCCCGAGUCCUUUCUAAACUCUCCCCCGGGUUUCUACCCUCCCGAACCUUUCCCCUUCUACCCUAACAACCCCAACCCUCCCCCCAAUCACUUUGCAGCGCAAGAAUUGGAUCAUCUCAGUGACCAAAGACCCCAGUUCUGUCCUGACAGCUACAGUUGCAGAUAUGGACUCCGGUGUGAUUGAAGGCGGACUCAAUGUCACCCUUACCAUUAGGUUGCUCAUGCACGGCAAGGAGGUUGGAAGCAUAAUUGGGAAGAAAGGUGAAUCUGUGAAGAAGAUGAGGGAAGAGAGUGGGGCUCGCAUUAACAUCUCUGAGGGCAAUUGUCCAGAGAGGAUCAUCACUUUGGCAGGUCCCACCACUGCCAUCUUCAAGGCAUUUUCCAUGAUCAUUGAAAAGUUGGAGGAGGACAUAAGCAGCUCAAUGACAAACAGCACAGCUACCAGCAAGCCCCCGGUCACCCUGCGCAUUGUGGUGCCCGCCAGCCAGUGUGGCUCCCUCAUUGGGAAAGGUGGCUGCAAGAUCAAGGAAAUUCGAGAGUCAACCGGUGCUCAGGUACAAGUGGCAGGUGACAUGCUUCCCAACUCCACGGAGCGUGCCAUCACCAUCGCUGGCACUCCCCAGUCAAUAAUUGAGUGUGUAAAGCAGAUCUGCGUGGUCAUGCUUGAGUCUCCCCCUAAGGGGGUCACUAUCCCAUACCGACCCAAACCUUCAGGAUCUCCCGUCAUCUUUGCUGGCGGACAGGCAUAUGCUGUACAAGGACAGCACGCGAUUCCACAGCCAGAUUCUUCCUCUGCUGCUAUUUCUCCACAGCUCACCAAGCUUCACCAGCUGGCUAUGCAGCAGAGCCCUUUCCCCAUUGCACCAAGCAACCAGGGAUUCACAGGGAUGGAUGCUUCUGCUCAAACCAGUUCCCAUGAGAUGACCAUUCCAAAUGACCUUAUUGGAUGCAUCAUUGGCCGCCAGGGAGCCAAGAUCAACGAGAUCAGGCAAAUGUCUGGUGCCCAGAUCAAGAUUGCAAACCCAGUGGACGGAUCAACUGACCGCCAGGUCACCAUCACAGGCUCUCCUGCCAGCAUCAGUCUGGCAGAGUACCUCAUCAACGCCAGUGUAGAGUCCUCUAAACCUCCUCCCUCCUCCUCCUCUUCCUUGAACCCUGAACAGACCAGCUUGUGCCCUCCCUCAACCUCUACUACUACUACUACCACCACUACUACUACUACUACCACCACCACCUCCUCUGCUGCUACCUCCUCCUUCCCCUCCUCCUCUUCUUCUUCCUCUUCCUCCUGUGUGGUGCCCCCCACAGCCUCCAUCCCUCUGUCCUUGUUGGCUCCUGGGCCGCCUCCUCCCUCCUCUUCCUCCUCCUCUUCUUCCUCCUCCACUGAUUCCCUGCUCCCCAGCUCUCCUGCCUGUGUGUCCAGUCUCCUCAGUCUCAAGCCCCUGCCUCUGCUGGCCCUCCAUGUGGUCAGCGGGGCCAGUAACACCCCACACCCAAUCCCCACUGAGCCCAAAGUGGCCCCCGAGCUGGGCUCCAAGCUUUCCUCUGAGGCCACAGGAUUGUCAGCCAACUGAUAAGACACUGCAUCUGCACAAAAAUCACAAUUUUAUGUCAUCGGCUCCCAAAAAGCAGUCAGUGCUACUGUCCGACUUCAGAGUUUAUAUUAUACCACUUCUUCCUCAUUUGAAAUCAUGUCGGCACCUGUGUGAUCCUGCAGAGUUCAUUAUUUAUUUUCAGUUUUUUUUGGUUUUAGUCAAAAGAAGAAACAAGUCAAAUUUUAAAUUCCCUUUUUGUGAGUCGGGUUGGAGAUUUUAAUGAUUACCUUUUUUUUUUUUUUUUUUUGUUUGGAUGGAUCUCUUGCUCUCUUCCAUUUACUUUCCUUGCCACACCAGAGGUGUGGAGUUGGUAAACUCUGAUUAGGCAUAUAGAUUUAGUUCUAAAGUUGUUUUUUUUCUCUCUCAAAAAAGAAAGGAUCAAUUUAAGUGUGAAAAAUACGCAGAGUGACCCUUUUUAUUCUGUUUGUAAAGAUUUUGUUUCUCUCCCAGUUUCAUCAGCCAGUCUGUCCAUUUCUUGUAUUUACUUUAAAAACAAAUUCCGUCAUUCCCUCGCAUCUCCUUUUUUUGGAUUUAAGUGCUUGUUACAUGGAUUACACUUGUGUCACUGAUGAGAAUCCGUAGCUGUACGCGCACUGUCACUCGGCAUAUUUGGUCAUGAUGGCAAACACUCAAUUGAAUUUAUUCAGGUAAUUUGAAAUGUGGAUUCAAAACGCAUGUCCCUUUUUCCUCUCCUCUACACGCCAUUCCGGUUUCCCCCCUCGUGGUCCUGAGAUUAUUUGUUAAUAUUUUGCUGGGUUGGGAGGUUUUUUGGGGUCUGGGCUCUGCUCAAGGGAUCGGAAGCAGAGGGUUGCCCUCGCUUUUUUUGUAUAGACUGAUAUAUACUAAAGAAAAAAAAAAUUAAAAAGUUGGAAUAUUUGUUUUAAAUGGAGGAAUUAUUUUUUUUUAAUACCAAAGGGGGAGAACUCCUGGACACUGAUUUGUCUAUGAAACGUGAUGAGGCUGGUGGGGAAAAAAAAAAAAAAAAAGGUGAAACCACAGAUGCUUUGGAACUUGUCAAAGACAGGGUUGUGAGUUAACACUAGAUUCCUGCUCUUUGCUUUGCUCAAUUCAGAAUCUGUUUUAUUUUUUAUUUGCAGGAAAGAAUAAACUUUUGUGCACGUUUUUUGAGACUGUAGACCUGGGUGCCACAACAUUGUUUAAUAAAAAUGCAGAAAUAAAGAUGUGAAAUGCUCAAACCACAAAUUCUCUGAAUUGUCUUUAAUGUAUUGGGGAAAAAAAACACAUUUGGGCUUUACAAGUUGAAUUUUAUUUUUAACUGGUUCUUAAAUAUAUUUAAUGUACAGUUACAAUAAUGCAGUAUAAAAGCCAACGUUUGACUUCAGAAGGGGGAUUGUUUCAGUCAGC